AACUACUGUUUUACAAUGGUUGCCGUUUAGUCGCUGAAUCUUAAUGUUUGCAAAAAAAGUCUGUUGUUUCCACUAAUGUUCACUGAAAUUAUCUGCAUCGUCGACGCUUUCGGAUCCAGAGAUCUGCGGUACAGAUGUACUAUUUACAACAGUUAAUAACAUCAUUUGGAAUCAACUUAAAUAUUCAGAAAAAAAUAUCUAGUUAAUCAGUGAACACAUUUCUGACGAUACUUUUUUCCUAUUUUUCAAUAACUUUCUGUAUUUCGCGGAUAACGCAAGAUUAGACACUGAUAAUUUGGUUGGUUUUUUUAUUUGUUUUAAUUACACGGGUUCCACAAACCCACAGCUUUGACUUUGUGAGCUGCGUCACGGCAUAUAUUAUCCCAUAUCAAUUAAUUGAAACCCAGCUGUUGGCGUUACCAUACACUAUUCAGACCGUGGUUUCACUUGCACUGAACUACAUCUCCAUUGAGAAGGGCAAAACACAAAGUGUGCUAUGUAGGUGAUUGGUUAACAAAUAGAAGGGGAAGAAAAGGAGGGGAAAAAAAAAAAAAAUUGUACUUGCUGACAACGAUUGUCUAUUCGUCUUGUACUCAAGGGAAAUAAUCCAAGUGGAAAUAUUGCUGUUUUUUAUUAGUAUUAUUAUUCCCAGUUAACAGACGUAAAACAGUUGGCACCGACACCAAAGGUCUUUCUGGUCAUAGAUCAAAGCUAACGAACUCUCGUUUGUUUUCUACGAACAAAGGACACAGUUUUCAAUCAACCUCGUUGGAAAUAAUUGGAUCCCAUAGUCUCCACGUUGUAUGCUGGGCUUAAUUUUCAAAAGAAAUCCAGCCACGUUGGAGGUACUGGCGCUAUUACCCAAGAUCCAGCGACAGGAGUAUAGGAAUAUUACGAGCAGAGCGAGAAGUGACAAACGUUAAACUAUCUGCAGGAAUUGCAAGACGAGCGAGAAAGUGUCGCGGUCGACAACUCGUAAUGAAACCCCAAGACGGUUCACUCAUUUGCUUGUUCCGGUAAUUGCAAUUAAUUUCCGAGCUUUCCAACCCGAUGUCGCCAUCGCCCAUCGGCGUAACAGGAAGCCCGAGGAAGCCACGUGACGUGGAUUAGUAAUUCCGCCCGUUACUCGCCACUAUCAUCUUCCAACAAGCGUAACUAGAAGUCUUCUCGUUUUAAAUUCAAAAACUUACAAUUUUUACCAAUAGAGACUCUGUGUUAUAUAUUCAGCAACUGUUAUUUCUUUAUUAAUUUUUAUGAAUUAUUUUAUCAUUACUACUAGAAAAAAAACACCCUGAAUUUUAACAACCCUUUGUCUCCCACUGUGGAAGUGUGGCAUUGCUUUGCAGUCUGAAGACAAAUAGUCUCAUAAAGCGAAGUCAUACAACAUGGAAUGCCAUUUCCGGCUGACAUUUCAGUGGACAUGGGAAAAAUAGAUCGGUUUGGAAAAGAGGUCCCAUGGAUAUUACGCCUGCUUGACUGAUCGGUUAUUCCCCCAUAAACUGGAUACGUUGUGGAAGUCCUACAUGAUUGUGUAUUGCAAUGUACAGCAGUUGUAAGAGUUUUUUUUCUCUUCUAUUUUCGCUCGUUCAAUGGAACUAUAUUCUGAAGUUUGGUCGUUGAUGAUUUCUUCACGAAAAUCUACCACUUCUUAUUCAAACUUCAAUUGAGCACAAGUUCUUUGUUAGAAAAGGAAAGAAGAGACAAAAAUUGUGUUCAAUUAUAUGAAUGUAUUGCUUCAAACCGCGAAAUUUCAAUGACCGCUCCUCUGCUCGUUGCUGCUUCCAUCAAGGAAAUCUAGUAGUCGUUACUGGAUGUGUUUGAAAAUAGUUUAGUGGCCGGUCAUACAAUCGCGUUCCAUUACUGAUUCAAAGACUGCUAGGAAAUAUGGAGGCUUCUCGAACAGCACUAAACCAUCUUUACGACAGAAAACAAAUCCCCAGUUAGUGUUCGUAUUAUAUUGAAUGAGCAACACCUUUUUUGUGAUAUUCCUGGAAGAGAAUGGACUUGCUCAGUGACACCUGGAGUGUGGCAAUACCCUGGCUACGAUAACACCAUGGAAUAACCGUGAUGUAUUGAUUUCUAAAUUAAAUCCAAUACUACAACCAAGAACUGGACUUGUCUGUGUGUUAUCAUAUUUAAAACAAAAACAAAGAAAAAUAUCAAAAUUGAGAUCUGUUUUCUUUCGCAUCACUUUGUUGAAUUCGUAGAAAAUCGCCGUUUGUCUUUUGCUGAUUCUACAACUAUUCAUGUGAAAGGCGUGUACCACUGUGCAAAUAUGAAACCUUCUGUAUGACAGGAAAAGAUGGACAUUAUCGCGUGAAAUAUAAUGUAUGUAGAAACUUCACGAAAACAACAAAAACGACAUAGGUUAUGUUGUUUCGUAAGGCGGUUGUUCGAAAAUCAUUGUAAUUCGUGAAUCGAAAAACCAAUUUCAGGAAAAGAAAAAUUGGAGACCAGCUAAGUUAAAAAUGCAGAUUGUCUCGUUUGUCUAAUUGAUUCAUCGACCGACGAUUCUUUCCUUAGGUCUUCGUUUUUCGUUUUGUUUUAAUUUUGAUUUAAUUCCGCACAAAGACAAUUGUCUAGUUCCUAAACAAAUAUGGCCAUGAAUUUCACCAACUUCUCUCUGGUGAAUUGCACACAGGCCGAGGACACGGACAACCAGGCCUAUUCCGAGUUCUACCACACGGCCCGGAUGGUGACGGGACUGAUUUUGUAUCCGUGCAUCUGCUUCCCGGGUUUGAUCGGGAACUUCCUGACCGUCAUUGUGAUGUCUCAGAGGAAUAUGCGGUCGUCCACCAACGCCUUUCUCAGCGCCCUGGCCGUCUCCGACGCCGUCAAGCUGAUCAACGACAUCCUCUACUUCAUGGUCAUCAUCUUCUACAAGACCGAUUCCAUCAUGGGCAACAGGGCAUACGGAUACCUGUAUCCCUACGCGCACUUCAUCUUCAGCCUGUCGGUGUGUGUGUCUUCCUGGCUGACGGUCUCCGUCGCCGUCGAGCGGUACAUCAUGGUAUGUCACCCGACCAAAGCGCGGGAGAUGUGCAGCCGCACGAGGGCCGUACUCACGUGCAUUUCCGUUUACGUUCUGAUGACGCUCGUGGCGCUGCCGUCUGCUUUCCGCUACCGCACGCACUGGUGUUGGGACGAGUCGUUGAAGUCCACAAUGUUGGAGGUGGAUUUGACUGAACUGUGGAGCAACGAGGCGUUCGUAACGGCGUACACGUGGGCGCAAAACUUGCUCCGGUCCAUCAUCCCACUCAUCGUGUUGGUUGGCCUAAACGCGUGCAUCAUCGGCGCUCUCCGGAAGUCGAGAGCCAGCAGGCGGAAUAACUCUAGACACCGCGUGACCAUCAUGAUGAUAAUGGUGAUUGUUGUGUUCAUGGUGUGUAUUACCCCAGAUGCUAUAAUGUCGACAGUGUUCGGGUUUGGAUACCACGAGGCCGGGCAUCUAGUGAAAGGGAUUCGGGAGUUUACGGACACACUGCUCGCCCUGAACGCUGCAUCUAACUUCAUUAUCUAUUGCCUCUUCAACAAAGUGUUCAGACAGUCGUUCACUAAGUGGUGUUGUCCGGAGCAGAAACCCGCAAAGUUCCAAACCGAACUGGACGAGUCACAAUACAGAAGGCUUUCAGGGGCCAAAGCGAAGCAAAGUGCUAUUAAGAACACCAAUUUAUGUACAGCUGAAAACAACACAUGAAUAUUAAUUUAACUCAUAACGUGCUUAGUGCAUUAAUUAAUUAUUGCCACUGUAUUCUAUUUAACUCCCACUGACAAUACAUGAAUGUUAAUUAAAAGGAUACUAUUA
This is a messenger RNA of Gigantopelta aegis, 3805 nucleotides long. Its product is annotated as FMRFamide receptor-like. The record is from RefSeq and is a predicted model, not a curated record. Lineage: Eukaryota; Metazoa; Mollusca; Gastropoda; Neomphalida; Peltospiridae. Gene Ontology annotation, cellular component: membrane. Gene Ontology annotation, molecular function: G protein-coupled receptor activity. Gene Ontology annotation, biological process: G protein-coupled receptor signaling pathway. Bases 2597 to 3697 code for a protein of 366 amino acids. The transcript is spliced from 3 exons.